This is a messenger RNA of Corticium candelabrum, 1766 nucleotides long. Its product is annotated as zinc finger FYVE domain-containing protein 9-like. Gene Ontology annotation, biological process: endosomal transport. The coding region runs from base 50 to 1639 and encodes 529 amino acids. The transcript has a single exon. NCBI's taxonomy places the organism in Eukaryota, Metazoa, Porifera, Homoscleromorpha, Homosclerophorida, Plakinidae. The record is from RefSeq and is a predicted model, not a curated record. Gene Ontology annotation, cellular component: early endosome membrane.
AGGCUACGAGGCUACAUACGCACAACGUGUGUGUGUUCCCUUCUAGGAAAUGGCUUCAAACAAGUACAAGCAACAAGACGAUGGGGACAGUAGUGGAAACGAAGAGGAACCAGUUGGUCAGUCUCCAACCGGCAAUCCCAAGUUCGUCAUCAACAAGACACCAAAUUUCUCGGGUUCUGUCAUCAGCACUCUUUGCGUGUCCGACGACCUGCUCGUCGCUGCGGCACGAACACGAUACAAACCGACCCAGAAUACUACUUCCCAGUCCAUCCACUGCUGGUGUUUCGCCACUCACGGCCUCCAGAAGUACGACGCGAAAGAAGUCUGUCUCCUCCUGGAGUGCCUACCGGAUGAAGAUACCGUCCCUGAGCUAGUUCUCCGCUACUUAACACUACUGCACGACAACACAAAGCGAGGAACAAAAUUGAGUGAAGGCUCGUUCACACCACUUCCUGGUGACUCCGACGUCGCAGGUUUCGUCCACAUGCGACGACGCCCAUCACAAGCCGUCGGAAAUCUCAUGAUUCCAACUGUACCUCAUCUCUUUUCGAUUCUCAUCAAAAAGGAAGAAUUAUUUUGGAUCGAAAAGAAGCUGACUGACCGUCUCAUGCUCAAGUUAGGUCGCCUGCACAGCUGUUACCCUUUUCCGCUCUGGUGUCCAUGUGACCGAAGACCCGUAUGUGAUGGUUUUCAUGACAGUGUACUAGCAAGCCAACGAGUUAACCGCCUGCCUGAUGUAGUCACUCAUGCUGAUAAUAACGCCAAGAUAGUCACCAUGUACUUGCCAGAUGCAUGUCAUCCGCAGAUGCUGGAAAUUUUAGAAGACAAACACAGAAAAGGAAAGGACACGGAAAAUCUCAUAUUCGUUACCGAUAUCAGUGACCUUGCUGAUGGUCACAUGGUGUAUUGUCCAGACAAGGAGUUUUACUGUAUCUCAAACCACAACCAGGAGCCGAUUAUACUCGGGCUCACUUUUGUUAAUAUCACCGUGCUACCGAGUAACGAUUCAACAACACCAUCAGGAGCGAUUCCCACUGAAGACGGGGUCGUUGUGGCUGUUACAUCGGACGAAUUUUGUGACUUAAGCAAGGCUUUACGUGAGAAAAAAGAAUUUCGACUAGAAUCAGAUUUUGGAUUAUACAUCAAGUGGAUUAGCAGCCCCAUCAACAAGACCGUUACUACUCACUGGAUCAGUCCUAUUGAUGGCAAGUCUAUGUCCGACCUGCGAGCACAAAGAAGGGAUGAUGUCCGUGUAGUUUCAGACAAAGAUGGCGUCUGUCUAUUGGCCAUAAUACAAAUAUCAAAUAAUCAAGAUAUUCGAGUAGCGGGAAUCAACAAAAUCCAGGUAGCAAAACUGGUUGAGACCGUUAGCCAGGCUGUAGUUUGCUUACUGAAACCGUUCUGGGAAUCAUCGGACUUGAAUGGGAUCGAGAAGAUUGGAUUACGGGUUUUUGCCAGGCCGGGUAUUUCCCAUGGCAUUUACUCAUGUGGCUCACAGCCACUAAAAUUACCUACCAAAUGCUGUCAGGCUCUCAGGCAGCACCUUUUUAGCGUGGAAUUCCCAAAGGUUCAAAACUCGAUUACAUUUGAGUUGACGUUCCAAGUGAAAGAAAAGCUGAGAUCGACAUCAGACUUAUAAAGUAAUGAAAAAAUUGCUGUGUGAUUUUGGUGUUUGUAUGAUUUGUUGUGUAUUGGUAUUCUGUUAUCGACCGUUGGUAAUAUUUGCAGCUGGCUGAAUUCGAAUUGUACAUUUUGAUGUUACUGUC